AUGGGCCGCGGGCGCGGAGCCGGGGGACGCGGCGGGGCCGCCUCGGGCGUGCUGCUGCCGCCGCCGCCGCCGCCAACACCGCCGCCGGCAACACCGCCGCUGCCGCCGCCGCCGCCGCCGCUGCUGCCGCUGCUGCUGCUGCUGCUGCUGGCUGUGCUGGCCGCGGGCUCGGCCAGCGAGUACGACUACGUGAGCUUCCAGUCGGACAUCGGCUCGUACCAGAGCGGCCGCUUCUACACCAAGCCGCCGCAGUGCGUGGACAUCCCCGUGGACCUGCGGCUGUGCCACAACGUGGGCUACAAGAAGAUGGUGCUGCCCAACCUGCUGGAGCACGAGACCAUGGCCGAGGUGAAGCAGCAGGCUAGCAGCUGGGUGCCCCUGCUCAACAAGAACUGCCACAUGGGCACCCAGGUCUUCCUCUGCUCGCUCUUCGCGCCCGUCUGCCUGGACCGGCCCAUCUACCCGUGCCGCUGGCUCUGCGAGGCCGUGCGCGACUCGUGCGAACCGGUCAUGCAGUUCUUCGGCUUCUACUGGCCCGAGAUGCUCAAGUGUGACAAGUUCCCCGAGGGCGACGUCUGCAUCGCUAUGACGCCGCCCAAUGCCACCGAAGCCUCCAAGCCCCAAGGCACAACUGUAUGUCCUCCGUGUGACAACGAGUUGAAAUCUGAGGCCAUCAUUGAACAUCUCUGUGCGAGCGAGUUUGCCCUGAGGAUGAAAAUAAAAGAAGUAAAGAAGGAGAAUGGUGACAAGAAGAUUGUCCCUAGGAAGAAGAAGCCCCUGAAGCUUGGGCCCAUCACGAGGCGGGAGCUGAAGCGGCUGGUGCUGCACUUGAAGCACGGCGCAGACUGCCCCUGCCGCCAGCUGGACGACCUCAGCCACCACUUCCUCAUCAUGGGCCGCAAGGUGAAGAGCCAGUACCUGCUCACCGCCAUCCACAAGUGGGACAAGAGGAACAGGGAGUUCAAGAACUUCAUGAAGAAAAUGAAAAACCACGAGUGCCCCACUUUCCAGUCCGUCUUUAAGUGAUCCUGGAGCGGGUUGGGGAGGGAGUGUGGGCUGGGCUGAGGGAUGGGGGAGUGGGCAGCCCUGGCUCCUGGAGCUCCCCCACACGCUGCUCCUGCCCAGCAUGGCUGUGGUGGUCCUUGUUCCACGGCUGGCUCUGUUCCUGCAGUAUUCCCACUCCCCUCUCUUCACAGCAUGCUCGACCCCAGCAUAGCCUCUUUCAGCUGUGGUCAGGACCCUUUAGAUUAGGAAGGCUUUUAAAGGCUAUAGUGGGGACUGGUAGUCACUGUGCCAAAGGAGGGGCAGAACCUUUUCACCCAGAGUUGCAGGCACAAAAAGAAGGAAUGAAAGAAAAUGUUUGCCAGUUCAGGAAAAAAAAAAAAAAAGGCAAAAAGUGUGAAGUGUGAGAGGGCUGCAAAACGUACAUUACAUAUCCUAAGUGUCAUUACAAGUAGCUUACAGGUCCUUUGGCUAAUCUAAGUCUUUGGAGGGAGUAGAAAGUUUUGGCCACUGUCCGGUCGGUAGCUUUUAGUUCCAGGGCAAUUCUUUGUAUGCAUUAGAUUGAAAGAGACACACCGCACUCAUGUCGAUUCUGAAGGUGCUGGGUGGGAAGGAGAAGUCCAGGACAGGCUGUGACAGUGAGACACAAGGAUGGCCAGGCCGCCACUGCCUGCCUUGCCUUCUGCUUCUGUAUCCGUUGCCUUUGAUAUGAACCUGGUAGUCUCAGAUGUCCCCAAGUGCCUUUUCUGUCAGCCUGGGUGUGCCGCCUUUGUGUAAGGAAGAGGAUUAUAGGAGACGUGAAGGGCCCAGGAGUUUGCAGUUGACAAGGUAAUGGCUAGUGGUUUUCACGAACAUAGCAAAGAAAAAAAAAAAAAAUCUAGAACCCACAGAUGACUAGGAAGGGGGACUUGUGAAACUAGGUGAAGAGCUUCUCCUCUCAUUUCCUCUCGCAGUUCCUUUUAGUUUUUUAAAAACAUCAACAUAUAAGUGACAAAAAACCUCCCUUGCUGGCCACAGUUUGGGGGGAAGUCGACACUGAGCAUUUGAAAGGUGAACCAAGACAGAGGUCUCCUGACCCCAGAGGAGGCUGGCCCUCAUGAGCGCUCUCUCGCAUGUGCAGUGGGAGAUGGGCCUGGCUGCCUGGCUGCCAUCAGGUCUUCUGCUUUCCUACAGAGGAGCCCAUCCCUUUAAAGGUGGGCAGUGCAGAACAGCGGCCUGCCUGGCCCUCCACGUUUCGCUUGUGUACUUCUUCUCCCACACCGCCUCUGCAGAGGAUCAGUGUCCCCAUGUGAGAAAUCCGUUUUAAAGGCAAACCACCUCUGCAGUUUCCCCAAGCAAACCAAAAUCUUCCUCAGUUCUUUUAGACAGUGUUACUCCUAUUAUCCAACACGAGGAAGUAGUUCUAAACUUAACACACACACACAAAUGCUAGUUUCUUCCAGCAAAGCCUGGUUCUUCAUCCCCAGUUUCCUGUCAAGGACCUUAGAGGUUGUCCCCCUGGGUGGAUGUUUGUACCCAAUGCAGAGGCAGUAGUGAGCUUAAGGAGUCUCCCUGUAGCCCUGGGCCGACCCGGAGACAGUGAAAGCUUCUGUGAACUUCUUGAAGACUCUAGCCUGAAAAGCAGCGUGCCGACUUGGUUAUUUUUCUGAGUGAGGUCCUGACCUAAUUACACACAGAUCGCAUUUAUCCCAACACCCUUUUCCACUUCUCUCUGACCUUUAGUCAUGAAGUACUGAGGACCUUAAAUGAUUUUUGCCUAUGAUUUUGGAAGAUUUAAAAUGUAUAUUAUAUAUAUAUAUUUUAGUAAUUAGAAACACUACUUUCCUCUUGUCCAGUUGACAUUCAAAGCGAUUUCAUGAGUGCCUGGAGCUGGGCCUUGAGUCGUAAGCUCAGAAGUUGGGCCCACCUCCUCAUCUCUGCCAAGAGCAUUCUGCAGCUGGGCCUUCUCUGUAGCAUGGCCUUUUCUGGGUGGGUUUACCUCGAGCAUCAGCAGUUCCUAUGGAAGACAACCAAGUGGCCAUGUUGGGCAGCUCUCUAAAUGGGAAUUCCCCAUAGGGAGAAACACUGCCAGAAAGGAGUCACAAUAAACUGGAGAUGUGAACUGAA
This is a messenger RNA of Jaculus jaculus (lesser Egyptian jerboa), 3108 nucleotides long. It is a transcript of the gene Sfrp1, whose product is annotated as secreted frizzled related protein 1. Bases 1 to 1026 code for a protein of 341 amino acids. Lineage: Eukaryota; Metazoa; Chordata; Mammalia; Rodentia; Dipodidae. The transcript is spliced from 3 exons. The record is from RefSeq and is a predicted model, not a curated record. Gene Ontology annotation, biological process: canonical Wnt signaling pathway; non-canonical Wnt signaling pathway; negative regulation of canonical Wnt signaling pathway. Gene Ontology annotation, molecular function: Wnt-protein binding.